Molecule: messenger RNA, 800 nt
Organism: Raphanus sativus (radish)
Lineage: Eukaryota; Viridiplantae; Streptophyta; Magnoliopsida; Brassicales; Brassicaceae
Exons: 2
Coding region: 16-762 (248 amino acids)
Source: RefSeq, a predicted model, not a curated record
GGGUUUUUUGACGUCAUGGAGCAUCUAGCUGUCCACCUCCCAUAUGAGGCAUUGCUUCGUGAACCUGUACAUUACGGAUGGAUGUAUCAGUAUGAGCGAGCCAUGAAAUAUUUGAAGGGAAAAGCAAAGAACCUUGCAAAGGUUGAAGGUUCUAUAAUUGCUGGAAGUUUGACGGAACAAACUUCUCACUUCACAUCGUACUACUUUGCGUCAAAGGUACGUACUCGGAAAAGAGCUCCAAGGAGAUAUGAUGAUGGUGGUGUCGCGCCAAUAUACGCAGUUGCUGGUGUUCCAGACAUCUUUAGCCAGAUUGGACGACUGGGUGGAAAAUCAAAAGAGGUUUGGUGGUCGAGUGAAGAAGACGCUCAUAGUGCACACACCUAUAUUCUACUAAAUUGUGAGGAUCCAUUGAUUCGUUAUUUUGAAAGGUACAACAAAUUCGAGCCUUUCAUCUUAGCUUCACAAGCAGAUCAAGUUAGCUACCUUCCAUACCCUCGGAUGAGAGAAUCGGGAAUAAAUUGGUUAUCCGUGAUCAAAGUUACACCUCGAGGACGAAUCAUUAGUGGAGAAGAACCACCAUUGCAAGAAGAACAGAUAAAUGAAGCCGAGGAACCUGAACAACAAAUUGAUGACAUUCUUCUCAUUGAUCCGCAUAAUCAUGAGUACGAAGAUCUUACCGACGAAGGUACAGACGAAGCUGUUGAAGACGAGUUUAAUGAAAAUGAUGAUGUUUCUAGUGAUGACGAAAAUGUAUAUGAUUGAUGUAUUUGUCUUUUAAUAUGAUUGAUUUUCAGACUUAA